Messenger RNA from Dreissena polymorpha, 2408 nucleotides. RefSeq lists its product as uncharacterized. Gene Ontology annotation, molecular function: zinc ion binding; ubiquitin-protein transferase activity. The transcript has 3 exons. Lineage: Eukaryota; Metazoa; Mollusca; Bivalvia; Myida; Dreissenidae. The coding region runs from base 95 to 1801 and encodes 568 amino acids. Gene Ontology annotation, cellular component: chromatin; nucleoplasm. The record is from RefSeq and is a predicted model, not a curated record. Gene Ontology annotation, biological process: positive regulation of DNA-templated transcription.
CGUUAUUUGUUAAGUAAGAGAUACUAAACUAUAUAAAUUAAAUUAAACUUUCAGAGAUCUAAAGCUGCUGUAUUUACAAAACUCGUGCAAUAAAAUGGCAACCUUUUUACAAUCUACAAGUGAGAAGGGAUCUGACAUGGUCCAAGACUUCUUAUGUUCGACCUGCGAAGACACGAAUCUGGAUAUAAUGUCUGAUUUCUACUGUGAAUCUUGUGUUAAAUUUUACUGCGGAAAAUGUAUAGGCAUGCACAGCCAGUUGUUUACGAAACAUGCCCCCUAUGGAAGGGGAGAUAUGAAGAAAUGGCCAGUGGCCAAGAAGGUGGAAGAUUUUCUUCUGAAGUGUGAUGUCCAUAAAGACAAAAACCUUGAAAUGUUUUGUGAUAAUCACAGUGAACUGUGCUGCACAAACUGUGCAAUUCUUAAUCACAGACACUGCCAAAAGUUAACUCUGAUAUCCGACAUCGUAAAAAGUCAGUCUACAGACCUUCAACAACUGUCAGUUUCUAUCCAAACUAUUUUGAAAGCAUUGACGAAACUUCAAGACAAGCAAGAGGCUAGCAUUCAGUAUGUGCAAAGUUCAUAUGAUGAACAGCUAAACAAGAUACAGGAAACUCGCAGAGAAAUAAAUACAGCCUUAGACACGAUUGAACAGAAGACACUGAAGGAAAUGAAAGAUACUCUAAGCAAACUGCAAGCCUUUUCCAAAAAAGAUGUUGACAACUGCAACAGGCUAAGGGAUAAAUUGAAACAACUUCGAGACACCAUACAGGACAUUAGCGAUAAAAGCAAAAUGGAACUAUCCUUUAUAGCCACCAGGAAAUCCAAGGUGAUAAUAGAACAAUCUGAACAUUUUCUAAAGAAGAACUCUGUUCAGGAUAAAUUUUAUUUAACAUUCCAGCCUAACAGUGAAAUUGUACAGUACUUGUCAACACUGUCAGGUCUUGGGAGGAUUAAACACAGUACGAAGAAAUUGAUGGGAGAAGAGAAUCCAAACAAGGUUAUCACUGUGCAAGAAAAGUAUGUACACAAUAUGCGAAUAUCAAGUGAUUGGAAUGAAUGCAAUAUCAAAGCCAUCUUAGUCCUCCAGGAUGGACAGGUCCUGGUUGCAGACAACAAUAAUAAGAAAAUCAAGCUUCUUGACCAGUGUUACCAGGUGUUGAGUAACUGUAGUUUGACUGCCUUUCCACAAGAUAUGUGUGAUAUCACACCUAGUGAGGUGGCUGUGACUGUCAAUGAAAAUGCUUAUAAUAUACAUGAGGUCAAGUUUAUCACAGUCAACAACAGGCAGCUAUUGACAGGAAGGGAGCUUCAGUUACCACAUGCAUGUAUUGGUAUUGCCUGCCACCAAGGAGACCUGUAUAUUACUUCUGCUACUGCAUUGUAUAAGUACACAUUGAGUGGGAAACUUGUCAACAAGAUGUAUGAAGAUACAUCAGACACUUAUACAGUAUAUAAGAUUGCUGUGAGUCCCACAGGGGACAAGUUGUACAUCACUAACACCUCCCAUGACAAGCUCCUCACUCUGGCCAGGGAUGGGGCAGUCCUGGCCACCUUCAUUGACCCUGCACUACAAUGGCCAAAAGGUCUUCAUGCUACACAUGCAGGCCAGGUGCUGGUAUGUGGAAACAUAUCCCACACUAUCCUACAAGUAGAUAGUGAGGGCAAGAGGAAGCUGGCUACACUUGGUACAAAGGAGGAUGGAGUAGUGUCCACAUGGUCAGUCUGCUACAACAGACACACUGCCUCCAUCAUUGUGGGACUUGAACGGAACAGCAGUAUCCUGGUUUUUAAAGUAAAAUAAUGUAAUUCUACAUGUACCUUGAUUGAUGAUUCAUAUUAUUUCAAUGGCCAUAGGAUUGUGCUGUGUUAAGGUUGAUAAUAAUUAAACAUUGUUAGUAUUUUGCAGUUGCAUUGUUUUGAAAACCUAUAAUGUCAUAAGUUCAAAAACUGUUAAGAGUGUCAGUGAAAAUAAGAACAGCUGUAGUGUUUAUUAUAUUGUUACAUCUAUAACAAUUGUUUUUGUAUUUCUCAUUGACUUGACAGGUCGACUAGAUCUGCUGGUGAAUAUACAGAAACAAUUUUAGUUCAGAAUAUAGUAUCUGUUUUUUACAUUACAUCACAUUACAUCACAUUACAACACAAUAACACCAGAACUAUAUAUGUGUAUAGGCUGUCGUUUCUUUAAGAUACAUGUCAAAUGCAUUGAAGAUAACUUUACUUUUUCAUUGUUGUUUUUAAAAAAUGAUGACUUGUUUUUUUCUUGCACUGAGAACAUGUUUCUUGGUAAUUUAUAACUAUUUAUUCAGCGUAGCUGUCUCAUCCAGGUUUUGAUUUACAUUAAUAUUCAUUGAAAUGAUGUGAAUAUUUUCCGCCAUGAGACGUAUAUGAAUAAAUGAUAAUUCAGCAUG